AAUAUUUAAAUAUUUUGCAAAAUGCCAAAAUGAUUCAGAAAAGUGGAAAAAAGUAAAAACACCGAAAUCGUUCAUUUCAGAAAUACAGAAUGAAAAAUAGUAUUUACUACUGAGCUGAUGGUCGUCAAAGUUAAUUGGAAAUUCUUAAUUGUUACAAAAUAACGCGUUUUGACUUUAUUACAAGCCCAUGGUGGAUGGUUUUAAAGUGGUAAUUGAAAUAUUUGAAGCUAAGCUCAAAAUUUCUUUGAUUUAUCUUGUUUCAUGACAUUUUGUCGCUGCCUCUUAAGUUAACGAACGGCUCAAAUGGAUGAUACGGCGACUUCUCCAGGCAACAAAAUGGUUGAUUCCGCAUCGGAAAGUGACUCAAGUUCCCUCGAUGGCGGAGCAAUGCUGCCUCCGAGCACAGUUUCUCGUGAUCAGUUGCAGAAAAGAAUUGAAUCACUGCAGCAACAAAACAGAGUGUUAAAAGUGGAAUUGGAUACUUACAAAUUAAGAGUGAAAGCAUUACAAGAGGAGAAUCGUGCAUUGCGACAAGCUUCUGUGUCAAUUCAAGCUAAAGCAGAGCAGGAGGAAGAAUAUAUAUCCAAUACACUCUUGAAGAAAAUUCAAGCUCUGAAGAAAGAGAAAGAGACGCUAGCUCAUCAUUAUGAAAGAGAAGAAGAGUGCCUGACAAAUGAUCUCUCCAGGAAACUGAAUCAAUUACGUCAAGAAAAAUGUCGCUUGGAGCAGACAUUGGAACAGGAACAGGAGUGUUUGGUGAACAAAUUGAUGCGCAAGAUUGAAAAACUUGAAGCAGAGACUCUUGCAAAGCAGACUAACUUAGAAAGGCUUCGUAGAGAAAAGGUAGAAUUAGAAAACACAUUGGAACAAGAGCAGGAAGCGCUGGUGAAUAGAUUGUGGAAGCGUAUGGAUAAAUUAGAAGCUGAAAAGCGUUCACUACAAAUAAGACUCGACCAACCUGUGUCUGAUCCAGCUAGCCCUAGGGACAUCAGUAAUGGUGAUACAGCAUCUAAUUUAAGUAAUCACAUUCAAACUCUUCGCUCGGAGGUUGUGAAGUUAAGGAAUCAAUUGGCAGUUUCUCAAAAUGAAAAUAAAGAAAAAAUGCAAAGAUUCGCUUUAGAGGAAAAACACAUCCGAGAGGAGAAUUUGCGUUUGCACCGGAAAUUGCAACAAGAAGUUGAACGUCGCGAAGCGUUAUGUCGUCAUCUCUCCGAAAGUGAAUCAUCCUUGGAAAUGGAAGAAGAGAGGCAAUUCAAUGAGGCUUUGAGUGCUCGGUCGCGCAGCGUGUCGUCGCCGGGCGGGUCGCGGCCGCUGUCGCCGUAUGCGUCGCCGCUGCUGCCCGCGCCCGGCCUGCCGCUCUCUAGACCAGCGCUGCAUUUCAACUCGCAGGCGAGGAGAACGAGUGACAGGUUCGUGAAGCCCGCAGUGCCGGGAGUGGGAGGGCUGCCCCCGCGCGCUCCGCUCGACCCGCCCGCUCUCCCCGCCCCGCUGCCACCCCUCGCGCCCCCCGCGCCGCCCUCGCCUUCGCUUCAGCCCGCCAGCCCCAUGGACACUUCAUCCAGAGACUAACUUACUCGUACAUGUAUCAUAAGGCUUACCAGGCGUCAAUGACAUCGACCAAUAGCGGCGUAAUCGCGCUAUAUUUUUCGUUGCAUGGGACUAAAUUGACAGCGAUAUUUACGAUUUUGCUACUAUAGGUCGACAAUUUACGUCUUUCUUUGUAGACCUAGAAUGCGUCAAAGACAAUAUGUGGUGAAACGAAUAAAACAUUUUGUCGACCAAUAGCGGCCGGAUCGAAAAUAUCGCUAUCUCUUACGUCUCGUCGCAACGAAAGAUAGUGCGUUAUUUCUAUUACGCGACGAAAGACAAAAGACCCUGUCUCGUUUUUGUCUUAUUAUAUUUUAGGUUUUGUUGCUAUUGGUCGACAAUAACUUUUCUUUUAUCUCAAGUUUCAUCGUUGACUAAUGCUAGGCGUAUGACUUAGCGAAUCGGCAUGCUUGUUCUCACGGGAUGAUACAGCCCAUUUUCAUUGGUUAUAAACUUUUUGCUAUGAUUACACUGAAUCCGCCGUCAACCGAAUAAUGUAAACUAAGCUUAAUUAAAAUGAAUUUUGACUUUAUUGGUCCGGUAAGUUCAGAUGAUUGUAAAAGCGCAUACAUUACAAGUAGAACUACAGUAGACGCUCGAUGGGGUUAACAGCUGUCAUUAUGACAUAAGUAUAAUUGGAUAUCUGCAUAAUGUUUGAAAAAAAAAAAACGAUUUUAAGAUGAAAAAGUCCACUGCAGGACAUAGGCCUUUUGUAGAGACUUUACAUCACAAUACUGAGCCGCCUGCAUCCAGCGAAUACCUGCGACUCGCUUGAUGUCGUCAGUCCACCUGAUGUGCGGUGUCGCCAUUCCAGCACCUUGGGACCCCCCAGCCAAAAUAUGUGUUAUUUAGACACGUUAAGCUAUGUCGGCAUAUUACUUAUCUCGACUUAUCAUGACUAAGUCAUAGCUGUUUCAAAUACUUGGAAUCCUUCUGAUCUCGAUACUGAAUGUGGGAAAUCGCAGCAAAGUCAUCAUCAAUCAAGGUUUUUUUUUUAAUUCUCUACAAGUUCGCCCUUGACUACAAUCUAUCCUGAUGAAAAGUGAUCUUCAAUGAUGCAAUUAAAGAUGGAAGCGGGCUAACUUGUUAGGAUGAAAAUCCCUUUUAAAGUUUUCAUUUACAUUUAUUUAUCGGUCGAUGACGGAUUUGGUGUAACUGUAUACGAUACAUGCGGUUAUAUGUAUAUAUACGGAAAGUUACCGCUGUCAAAGUAUUUACCAAUUGGACAGUCGUUUUAGAGAUCUUCUAUGCUGAUUUAAUCGACUUCUAUAAAUGUCAACACUCAUAUUUUAUUUUAUCCUACGUCGUAUUCAAAAUUUUUAAAAAUAAAGCCUGCUGUAUUUACGCCAAGUUUUGGUUGUACUGGUGUAUCACUAGUAUAUGUAUGUCAGACAAAUCAAAGUAGGGAGUUUGUAGAGAAAGAAAUUACAGGCCCGUGAGGCAUUAAAGUUCUCGGGUUGACACAUUGCAUUCUAUAAAAAAUAGGACAUGUCAUGAACGAGUGAAUAGUAUGCACUAAACUUCUAGUCCGCUCUGACGUUGGAACACGCCGAACUACGAUAGCAUAGACUUACUGCAUUGCAAAGCCUUGUGCUCAGAGUGGACUGCAUAUUUUGUGCAUACUAUACUCGUAGUCCUCAAGGUAAUGUUUUGUUGUCAUGGUUUGCCACUUUAUAUGAGGUGGGCCGUCUACAUUUUCAGUCAAUUAUUGUAAACAAUAGAAAAAUGGGAACAUUUUUCUUUAAUCAUAUAGAAGGUAAUAGCUCAUUCAAGCCAUCUGGCACCGGAUCAAACGUGCGAGAUUACCCUGUGAAGUUACGAGUUUUCUUGUCAAGGUUUUAACUACUUAUACUACAUCCAAACUAGCUGUGCAAUGUUUAUCAAAAAACAAAUUAAAAACGAGGGUAAAAAUCACUAGUCAUGUCACUCAAUAAAUAUUUUAAUAAUUUUUUUUCUCAUUAAGAUAAAGUUUUUGCUCUAAAAACGUUUAUUCGUUUUUAGUGAGUCACGAAUUCCGUCAAUAACAGAUCUAUGUGUAAACUUAAACUAGCCCAUCGCAGUUAUUUUAGAGAGCAGAUAUUUCAAAGAAAAUCGAUAUAACUAUUAUGUCUAUUUAUAAAUAGAAUAUUAACUGCACGAGGUGAGGCGUUGCUAGUCGGGUAUGGUUGGCUCUAAUGAGCUAUAACCUUAUCAUGAUAUACUUACCUGUAUGUUAAGCAUAGCAUAGCAUGACAGUGCAUAGAAACUAUGCCAACCACUUGCUCGAUACAGGGACCACCUAGCCCGUUACUGGAAUGUUGAAAUGUUAUAAAUGACUGUAUAGUCGGACGCAAUCUUUAUGACGUCUCCGAAAUAAGCCGCAGGUGUCUUACAUAAAGUACGCUCUAAAAUGAUUAUCAACGAGCGCGGGGUGAUGCCCUGCCGCCGCGCCCCUGCGUAACCGGCGAUACCUAAAAAAUUUUAUUGGGCAGCUUACCGCAUGAUAUUCGGAAAUGUCAAAAAUAUUGUAUUCUUCCUAAAUAUUAUUGACUUCUGGGAAGUCCAUUCGACUUUGGAUGUAGUGGUAAGGUGUACUGAGGGCCUAGUGGCAAUUUAAUACUGUGACGAUCGCGUUAACGUAAACGCGAAUUUCCAAGGAAUUGAAACAGCGCCAUCUAGUGGCACUACUGCACAACUGUUUCAAUUCCAUAUAAAUUGUCGUUAAAAAUAGUAACGGUAUGAAAAUAUUGAAAACUCCCACUAGGCACACUGACCAGCAUUUGACGGGAUAAUUCUAAAACUGAACGAGUAUGUGUGUGAUAUCUAUCGGUUAUACACAGUAACGCGCCAAAAAGUAAAGUCAAUCAUUACUACACCCAAACUAAAAAAAAAAACACAUGUACGAUAUCUUGGCUUAAACGCAAAAAUGCUCUUUGUAUUCUAAGAACGAUACAAUUUUCAAGUCAAACUUCUUUACGCACGCUUGCCUUGGGGACUGAAACUGGUGGAGUGCGUUACGAAAAGGUGUAAUCGGCCGAGGCUUUUAAGAUAAGUGCUGCCAUCUACGGGUAUAGUUAAACAGUGGUUGCUAUUUUAAAAUAGUAGAUGGCGUUCUUAGAGAACUUUGAAAAAAUCCAUUUUUUUACACUUCAAGACACACAAGAAUCUGUUGCGUUGCAGUUAUGCCUUGGAAGUUUAGCCGGAUUUUUAAUUUUACGGUUGAUUUGUGCGUUCCGUACAAUGCGGAACUGUGCACACAUUUGUAUGACUUUCUAUAAGAAGAAUACUACGAUACGUUUGGGUACGAUGCGGAUAUGUGGACGCCUACCAUAAAGUACACUCGUUUUCUUUUAAUCAUUAGUUUUAUUUAUAUUUUAAAAGGGUUUUAUUUUUGCUUCAGUUAGCGCACAACUUUUUAAUUUAUUAUGUUUAUAAUAUUUUAAUUGUAUGUAUUAAUAAAAAAAACUACUACUGCUACUAUUACACUGAAACAUUUAUAAAAAUAUUAUAGUAGCUUGAAAAAAAUAUAUCAAUGUAUUAUUACCAUUACAUCCAUUCAAACAAUACAUGAAUAUAAUAUACAAGUAUGUAUAGUGAUUAAUUAAUGAAGGAAGAGAUUCAAAGAUAGCUACGUAUAAUGCAAGAGUGAUAUAAAUAUUUAUUUUUUGUUUUAUAAAUAAAUCAGUCAGUCUCAAGAAAACUUUGAGUACUAUUUAUUUUAAUUAUUUUAAAAAUUUCUGUAUAGUGUGUUGGGAUAUUAAAAUCGUUAUAUACCUUUUGACUUUCGACGAUUUGUCUUACUUUUCUGGCUUACGUUAAUUUUUAUAGCUAAGUAUUUGUAUAGCUGGAGCGUAUUCAAUUACGUAUAAUAUGAAGAUUAGAGUAUAGCUCGGCAACUUCGUUCGUAACACUCCCGAUGUUCCGCGCGGGUCGGGCGUGUAGCGAUGAAUGAAAAACCCACGACUGAUGCACGUCACUUCUUCGCACACACAAUUUCACACCCGCGUCGCCCGCAUAUCAUGGGAGUGUUAUCAACGAACUUGCCAGACUAUAAGAACGGCGUUUAAAUCUGCGUUUUUACUGAGUAUAUAUUAUUCAGAUUAUGUAUUGCUAUAAACCUCAGACUAAUUAUAGAAGGACCUGUAUCGCACCCGUAGUCACGAACAAAAUUGUCUGUCUUUUUCUGUGAAAACGAGCUUAGAUUUGGUAUAUAUCUUAUACUAAACUAGAAGAUUUUUACGAAGCUCUUUAACUGACGUACACGAUUACAACUAUUUAACAUCGAUUCUACAGAUACAGUUUUUAUAAUCGCAUUAGAUCGUUGAUCAUAUACUUUGACAGAAAAAUAACGUCUAGCGAGGCAGGUCCUGUACAAUAAUUGGUCUGAGCUAUAAACCCAUUAAUGGAGAUGCAGCAUACAUACAUUGAGUAUACAGCAUUGAGCUUUGGGCGAGCGGGAAGCUCUGUCAGAGUGUGCCUUGGGUUCGAAGAUCGUAUGGUAUUUGUCCUGGUGACGAAGAACUGAGAUGAUGUCUUACGCUACCUGCACAAAUGAUAAUGGUCAAUUAAGUAGGGUAAAGGUCCCUUUGUUCUUACAUCCUAAUGGGCCUGGGUCCUUGGUCGUGCUCAAAAACCGACAAAAUAGGGAGCGAUAGGUUUCCUUUCUAAUUCUCAUGCCACUUCUCGACUGUGGCAUAUGGACACUGUAAUAUUGUCGGGAAUAUGCUGGAAUUUGACUCAUUCUGUGGUACGAUAUAAGGCAACCUUACCCCACUUUAUUGUCAAUAUUAUUCGGUGUGUGUGUCUAAUCCAUACAAUUCAAAUUAUUCUGCUGUGUAAUAGAUGCGCACAAAAAGAAUCAUGUACGGCUAUAUAUAAAUGGUUGAAAUUGAAAUAUACGAUUACGAUACGAAUACGAUUUUUUCUAUGAAUCUUUCAUAGAAAAAAUCGUAUAACCAUUAGACCUCGAAUGACUUUUUAUGGUUUUAUUUAUGCCAUGUACAGACGCGGUGAAAAUGGGCCUUACUAUUUUUUUCAUUCGUUUAAUGUGUUUGUGGAGUUUUUUUUAAUAAGUUCAGUUAAUGAAUAAAAAUCGUUUUUGUUUUUUUUUUUAAAUAAUUAUAGUAUAAUAUUUUUGUUUAUUUUUAUUACGUUUUAAAAUAGAAUGUACGAGUAUUGCAAGUAAUUGGUACUUUCGGAUUUAUGACACCAAAAGUUGUUACAAAGUUUCAAAAUUCAUUACAACAUUAUAAGACCGAAACGGAAAUCUCACGGCAAUUAAUAUUAAUAUUUAGACAGGAACGGUGUAAUUCAUAAUAUUUAUAAUUAUAAGUAUUACGAAGGUGUCUUUUUAAAAUUAAUGUGUAGUAUUGAAUAGCUACAAGCAUUUAAUGGCGCGGCCUAGAACGAAUGUUGAUUUAUGAAAUUUGGUCGUUCCUUUGUUAAGAUAAUUUGAUGAUUUAAUUAUUAUUAUUUAACAAUAUUGUUACUAAGUAUGUCCUCGCUGCUGGCCACUAAUCGUAUAUUAUACAGCCAGUUAACAACGGCUUAAAAUGUAGUUAGUUAUUUUAUCACAUUGAUUGUACGCGCCCUUAACGUAGACUUCCGUGUGCCGCGGCUAUGUUGCCAACGCCGUAUACUGAAAAUGUGACGUAUGCGUGUUUGUUGCGGUGCUGCAUAAGCUCUAAAGUUUAAAGCAUAAUAUCGGUACAUGAUAUAAGAAAUUAAAUAUCACGUCUCUCAAACGGUGAAGAUAAAACAUCGCGAGAAAACCUGAUGCAUAAUUGAGAAUUUUCUUAAUUAUCUACGUGUGUGAAGUCUACCAAUCUAUUAGCCUAACCCCUCUCAUUCUGAGAGGAGACUGCUCAACAAGUGAGCCCAAUAUGGGUUGUAAAUGCAUGAUGAUGUAUCAGUACAUAAAUAAGUGAAUAUGCACGUAAAUUUAUGGAAUAUAUACUAUAUCUACGGAAACUUUAAAAGUUGGUUUCUAUGACAUGGUUGUUUGUUACGUCGUAAAAAUAAUGAAGGUUUGAUAUCAAUGUUGAAUGUUCAAGUCUGCACCCGAAUAUCGCUAUGCGACAUUGAUCCUGAUUAUUAUUCUUUUCAAUGAGUAUUGUUGUCGCCCCCUUAAUGGGACCUCAUCAUAAUCGCAGGGUAGGGUUGCGUAAGCGCAGAUGCUUUCAGAGGUUUCUAGUCUGAGGGUUAAUUAAGGAGGAGAUUAAAGAGUGACUUAGAGGGUGUGAGAUUUGGACCUCGGCUGCGGAAGUCAAUGUUAAAGGCUGUGGCUACAUCGCACACGAGUUCUUGCGUCCUUAAAUAGAGCGUUCACUCCACUCACUGCCAUUUUAAAUGUUUGCAACUUCCUAACAACAAAAUUACUUAGACUGCUGUGUUGCGGGUUUGUUUAUAUAUUGGGUUCAGUGUAAGGUUUAUCCAUAUCUAUUUUUUUCGCUCGACUGGAUUGCGUGUCCGAUCGUGCUGUGUAUAAAGCCGGAUUUAUAUUUGUCUGACGUGUCGCGUUGCGAGUUUGUGACGCAUCAGAACAGAAUCGGUUUCAUACAUUUUGUAUGCGACGCAUAAGAAACCAUCACGACAUGUCACAAAACAGAAGUGUAAACGUUGCCAUAUAAACUGUAUGAUACCGAUUCUGUUCUGAUGCGUCACAACACGACACGUCAAACAAAUAUAAAUCCGGUACACUUUGUGACAUGUCGUGAUGGCUUCUGAUGUGUCGCAUACAAAAUAUAUGAUACCCGAUUUUGUUCUGAUGCGUCACGACACGACACGUCAGACAAGAUAAUUAUGCCUUUAGAUUUUGUCACCUGAACGUAACCUACAAGAGCAACAUAAUUUCUGAAAUAGUCGUAGCUAAAAAAACAUUUCCAAGCCGAGCUUAGGGUAAAUUGUACUAUGACAUUGUUGCAUUUUACUGUUACUUUAAACGGUUAUCUGGUAAAUAUAGCUGCUCAAGCCGGUUUUUUGUACGGAAAUAUUGUCCGCUGUAUGUUCGCUUAGAUCUUUUAAAACUAUUCAACGGUUUUCAGUACAGUUUUUAGCAAUACAUACAUACAUACAAGUGAUUCAAGAUGAAAGUUUAGAUAUACGUAUAAUAGGUAUAAGUACAUAUUGUAAUACAGAAGAUAUAUCAGAUAUUUGGAAAGUGAUACACAGCGGCUGGGCCGUACUAUUCGUUCCGGUUUCAUUUGUUUUUAUGUUUGAUUCAUUUGUUGCCAGUGACGUAUUGUGGAUACCGGUUUACUGAACUUUUUGACUUUGCACAAACCAAUGCAACACAGCAUCUCUCUAUUACGUUUCUUCUGUAAUAUAAGUACAUUAUUUACCUAUUGAUGACAAUAAUUUUAUAUUGAUACAACGACUAACGAGCUAACGAUGGAAAAUAAAAUGACAUAUAAUGAAAAAUUCAAAAUAUUCGUUAACGUUUGUUGCAGAUAUAGGUAUGGAAGUAAUACCUACGUUGAAUAAAUUGUAAGGUCAUCAAUUUUGUGAUUAAGCUUCAGUAUUCGGAAGAAUAAUUUUACUGGGAUUAUUUAUUAAUAUUAUUAAAGGCUAAUUUUCACGAGGGAGUUUUAUAGACAAGGGAAAUGCAUUAUAGGAUAGGUACAUAUUCACUUACCCUCAGAUGUGAUUGCAUUCAUGCUCUAGUUUAUAAAUGGGAUCAAUUGUUUUAUCUAGAUCUUUUCAUGAAAAUUUGCAAAUACUCCUUGUGUUAAUUUGCUAUAUUAGGUGUACCUAUCCUCACCUAAUUUUUAUCUUGAUGCUUAUUUCAAUUAAAACUGACACUUAGGUAUACCUUUCUUGUUAACUGACAAAUUAACAGCUAAAGACGCAAGAUAAAUUGCAGACAUACUUCAUACGCCCCCGAUAUGAUAUAUUUUAUGUUAAUGCUGAUUCUGCCAUAGUUUUGAUACGUUAAAACUGGGUUUCACUAAUAGCUUGGAGUUAUAUUUAUUAUAUUGUAAUACUGUAAGGGCUUCUUUGUGUGCGGCAGUGGGUAUGUUAUAGACUGUAUAAAUUCAUAUGUGAAUAAGGGUUAUAGAAGAGAAAAUAUUGUAAUCCACUUGAUAUAUAUCAAGUUUGGUUUCCAGUGCACUACUCCCACUGUGUCGUUGGUAGUAAUGUGUGUUGGCGUGUUAUGGAUGUUUGCCGCGCUCUCAAAGUGAGUUGUUCUUGUUAUGUUGGAAGACUUGUGGGAGUAGUGCUGCUGAGCUUAUUGAUUCAAUUCAAUUAUGCAAAUUUUCACUUAAACAAGUUAUUUUUUUCAUGUUAAUAAAAGAAAAUAUAUGCAUUAAUAUUA
Messenger RNA from Bicyclus anynana (squinting bush brown), 9880 nucleotides. Its product is annotated as coiled-coil domain-containing protein 6. The record is from RefSeq and is a predicted model, not a curated record. The transcript has 11 exons. Lineage: Eukaryota; Metazoa; Arthropoda; Insecta; Lepidoptera; Nymphalidae. Bases 304 to 1569 code for a protein of 421 amino acids.